AUGCUCGAUGUGAUGAACAGCACGGUUGACUUCGUGCGGCUCGCACAGCCGCUCCUGCGGCACACGGUGGUGGUGCACGACACGGUGGCGUGCAACGGCAGCUUCCUGAUGCAGUACUUGGCGAAAGCGGCGCUGUCCGAGCACCUCCUCGUUGCUGUGGGUGUGGACUACAACGAGCUGCACUACAACCGCGUCCUUGCGAAGCUGGGCGUGAACUGGGCGCAGUGUGUGUCGGAGGGGCGGGCGCGCUUCGUUGACGUGCUCAACGCGUGCCGCGACUGGGACUGGGACGACAGCGGCACGGCGCCACGGAUAGCUCACAUGAUCAAGCAAGCGCUAGAGCAGCUCACGGCCGCGCGCGAGGAGGCGGCACUCCCCGCGGCCGGCUGCGUGCUGCUCAUUGACAGCCUCAGCACCAUCUCUGCGCUGCUGGGCGCCACUCCAGACGCAGACGGAUCGCUUGCUCUAUUGAUACACCAUUGCAGGACCAUGCCCGGGAUAUCGGCCGUCGUGUGCCGCGUCCACGCGGACACCGACGUCGACCGCGCGUGGCACCGCCACCUCCACAGCGUGGCCGCAACCCACCUCAGCCUAGACGCGUUGCGAACGGGCCGCUCUCACGACAUGCAGGCACAGCUCUCCAUCCACGUCAGGCGGCUCCCGACCCCCCCCCCGGCGCCGACGGGCGGCGCCGCGGAGAAGUCCGAGGCGGCGACGCACGGCCGCACGUCGCGCCCGCGCAGCGUCGGCGACGACGACGCCGCCGCGCACUCAGGGAGCGGCGCUGCAGAGCCCGAGCUCGACACGACGCGCUUUGUACAUAAGACGCUCUUUCUGCGGCUCGCCGAGUCCGGCGUGCGCUUCCUGUCGCGCCCCGUGCUGUGA
Molecule: messenger RNA, 885 nt
Organism: Pedinophyceae sp. YPF-701
Lineage: Eukaryota; Viridiplantae; Chlorophyta; Pedinophyceae
Source: the annotation of a GenBank genome assembly